AUGGCCUCUCAACAUCAAGACAUCGUACAUCAAGAUAACAAUUCAGACGAGAGUCAAUACAUGAAAUAUGUGUUAUUAUCAGACAACAAUUCUACAUUGUCGAAUUCUCCAACUCAUCCAACAAAAACUCCAACAAAGAAAGUUGCUCUUGUCAGACACAAACUAGCUAGCAAGAAGAAAACUACAUCUCCAUCUGUUAGUGUGAAUCGUCAUUCACAACAGCCAAUUUCUGAACCUGUUAUCCAACCAAAAACCCAAACCGAUGGUGGAGCAUCACAAACACCAGACUACUGGCGCAUGCUACUUCUUGAAGCAUUCGAGGACAAACUCGGUGGUUCAGGUAACAUGUAUACAAAUGACGAACUUUACAACUUCAUCAUCAACCAAUCCUCUCUCAGCAUCACGACCGCCAGUGAGUGGAAAGCUCGAAUCAACACUCUUCUUCACAAGUUCGAGCAAUUCUUCACGCCUCUAGACUCAUCUUACGGCGCCGAUAAGAUCAAGUCUAAAGGUUAUAAAAGAGUGUUGGAAGUUUUACACAAGCUGGCGUGUGUGAGUAAAGCUGCAAGAAUGCAACAAGAGUUCAAUUUUCAAUUCACUCUGGACUCCUUAGAAUUAUGUGAAUUGUUAUCUAGACUCUUAAUGGUGUUUAUUAAUGAAGGAACAGAGAAUAACUCUUUCGAAGCCGCUGAUGAUUUCAUCUCGGGAUACAUUGCCACUGAUAAUUAUUUGGAAAUGACAGAGAAGGAGAGAGAGAAAAUCAGAAAGAGAGUUCAACAAAAACACCAAGAAGAUGCUAUUAAGAAUGUUAACUCAUUCGUUCAGAAGUCGAUGAAUGGUAGACUACGAGGUAAUGGACGAUAUCGUGGCAAUGGAAGAUAUCAUCCAUACUCAGGACCUCAGAACAACUAUCAAAAUACCGCGACCCCAUCCGGCACCAAUAAGCCUCCCUUUCAAAGAAGAAACUAUGGUGGAAAUCCAAGCAGUAACUCCCAGCAAUCUUCUGGAAACAAUCUCCUCUGA
This is a messenger RNA of Naegleria lovaniensis, 1023 nucleotides long. RefSeq lists its product as uncharacterized. The transcript has a single exon. The coding region runs from base 1 to 1023 and encodes 340 amino acids. Lineage: Eukaryota; Heterolobosea; Eutetramitea; Acrasida; Naegleriidae. The record is from RefSeq and is a predicted model, not a curated record.